UGCUUCACACAUAUGGCAGAAACAGGAAAUGUGUUUGCAAAGCUGUUGCUAUCUGCACGAAUUCUACUUGGUGUAGUACAAAAAGGGAUGUCACAGAGAAAUCAGGGUUUAUUGUCCUUUUGCUCUCUUUGCUGUUUUUCUUGUCUCCUUUGUGAAUUUUUGAUCGUCUGCUGCACAUAGCCAUGUCAAUUUUCUAUGCCUUUGAAGAUUAUUUCUUUUGGAACAAUGAUUCCUAUAAUUACAACGAAUCCAGUGGAUCAUUCUCUCCAGAUCCAGAUACCUUAAUGUGUGAAUAUGAACCUCUGGAACCUACAGCAGUUGUGAUCCUGUAUGUCAUCUUCACAGUCAUCUCUGUAUUGGCCAUACUCGGAAACCUGCUGGUAGGAUGGGUGAUCAGAACCAGCCAAGAAAUUUUGGCUCCAUCAGAUGUGUACCUGUUCCACCUGACCAUAGCAGAUGGACUGCUGGCUUUAACGCUUCAAUUCUGUGUUGCAGCACUAACUCGAGGAUGGCUCUUAGGAGACUUCCUUUGGAAACUCCUCCACAUCGUCAUGGACGCAAACUUCUACACCAGCAUCAUCUUCCUCACCUGUAUUAGCAUCGAUCGUUACCUUGUGAUUGUGCACGCCAGGGAGACACUCAAGAGUCACCAAAAGAAUUGCAGCAGGAUCCUUUGCACAGUGGUGUGGGUUUUCGGUUGUGCCCUUGCUGUGCCUGCUCUUUUCAUUCACUUUGAUAGCUUUGACAUCGGCAUCUCUACAGCAUGGAGGCUCACGAUUCAGGGGUUCAUUCAUGUUUUUGGCUUUUUGGUCCCUGCGAUUGUCAUGAUCUCCUGCUACAGCAUCACUGUUUCACGGCUGCUGCUCACUCGUGGUUUCCAGAAGCACCGAGCCAUGCGGGUGAUCAUAACCAUCGUGAUUGUGUUUCUGCUCCUCUGGACACCAUACCAGAUAACCAUGGUGAUAGACAUACUGCUGUGGGCUGAUGUGGUGCAGUAUGACUGUGAUAUGAGGAGGUCGUUAAAUACAGCCUUGGUUGCAACCCACUGCCUGGCUCUGCUGCACAGCUGCAUCAACCCUUUCCUCUAUGCCGUUGCAGAAGAGAAACUCAGGAAGAAGAUGAAACUGCUUCUUUAGAGAAAAGACAGAUGGGAAAUUAUGUGACGCUCAAAAUUCAGGAGGUCAACAUGUCAGUAGAUUAAUCUCAAGGUCAUAGUGAUAAUAAUGCUAUUUAAACUAUGUUUCUUACUGCCAUUUUUUGUAAUGAUAACAAAUAACAAAUAUUGAGAAGUAUUAUACGGGGUCUCUAAAUAUGUCACACUUGACCUCUGACCCCACUUUUACAUUUCACAUCUGCCUUUCUUUCAAGUUGACCCCAAAAUCUGUUAUUUUUACUACACUUUAAAUUUUAGAGUAUGUGGUAGAAGAAGAAAGACAACAAAAUGGACAUACACAAAAUACAAUACUAUUUCUCUAAAAGUAAAUGUUGCUCAGGGAGUGAGCUGCCUUGGCUAAAGUUUGGGUUUCCUGAGUGCUUCUUGCUUAUUACUGUCAUCAUCACUAGUUGUAGUUGUACAAACUAUCCAGCAGAUGGCAAUGAAGAACAAGACGUUGUAUAGACAAAUAUGUGACGUUAGAAAAAUGAGAAUUUGAAGGUACUCCCUCGUUUUUAUCUUGCAGAAUUUUCAGAAACAAAUAAGUCAUUAGUGAGGAUCUGUUUCUGUCAGCGGCCCAAGGUGAGCAGCAACUUCCCGAUCAACUUUGUUACUAGCCACUGGCUGUGUUGAACCCGGCAGAGUCCCAAAUGAUCAUUAUUUAAACUUAAAGACUUAGACACAUGACCUAAAAUGUGUUUUCAGGCAGAGGAUGAACAGAGGUACUGCAUAAAGGGCCACUGUAUGAUAAAUCAUCACACCAAGUCAAUUUACUUGAAAUGCAGAGCUGAUAAUGAACACAGCAAAGUGUACUUAAAUAAUUAAAUAAUUUUGAAUUUGUGAGUUUAAUUCUUCAUUGACAUCAGUUUUGUUUUGUUUGUCUGAUUCAGUGCACACUGUUAGAAAAUACUUGUAGCAGGCUCUGCAGGCAUUUGUUGUAAAUUUUAAAGUGACCUUGAUAAAAUGUUAUGUUAAAAUGUAUUAAUCAUUUUUGAUGUGAGGUUUUUCUGUUUUGUUUUUGGUAUAUUAAUUAAAAGUUCACGCUUGAACAUGUUGUAGAGCAAGUUAUUACAUAUUAAAUCUAAAACUGUAUCCAGAUGUAGAAAAUGGUGUCAGUAGAGAAAGUAGUUCUAGGAAGUAAGUGCAUCGCUUUUGUUUAUACGCCAUGUAUGGGCUGAGAAGUGAAGCAGACAUGAAAUGUGGGUGUUAAAUCAUCAAUGUUUCUUUGAUUUUCUUUGUUGUUUUCAUUUUGAGUAAUCCAGAUCAGUCUUUAUUCAUUAUAUUUUGUCAUUUUGAUUUUGCAACGUUUUGUUUGUGUAUAACUUCUGUCUUUGUGUGUAAUAAAAAUGAAGUACUGUAGGUCCUUUUGGCCUAUUGAAAGAA
Oreochromis aureus is the source of this 2536-nucleotide messenger RNA. RefSeq names its product C-X-C chemokine receptor type 2-like. Bases 183 to 1136 code for a protein of 317 amino acids. The transcript is spliced from 2 exons. The record is from RefSeq and is a predicted model, not a curated record. NCBI's taxonomy places the organism in Eukaryota, Metazoa, Chordata, Actinopteri, Cichliformes, Cichlidae. Gene Ontology annotation, biological process: immune response; G protein-coupled receptor signaling pathway; neutrophil chemotaxis. Gene Ontology annotation, molecular function: G protein-coupled receptor activity. Gene Ontology annotation, cellular component: membrane.